This is a messenger RNA of Megachile rotundata (alfalfa leafcutting bee), 1623 nucleotides long. RefSeq lists its product as uncharacterized. The record is from RefSeq and is a predicted model, not a curated record. Lineage: Eukaryota; Metazoa; Arthropoda; Insecta; Hymenoptera; Megachilidae.
AUGAAUCACCGAACGUACGAUGAAAACUUGACCACAAACAAGAAAAUGUCAACGCCUCAAAAUUUCGCGUUCAACACGAUUUACGUGACGACACAAAAUUGCACAUCGGCUACGCAUACGAGGGUAUCUGGCCUAACAGCUUCUCGUAUAUUGAACUAUCAUUACCUUUAUGUCGACUAUUAUCGACCAACGCUCGCCAGCAGGAAGAAAAAAUCUCGCUUUCCGAAAAACUCGUUCAUCGUGGAAAGUAAGGAAGCCAGUCCGAAGAAAGUUUCCAAAGAUACCAGGCUAACUUCCAACCUUCCGAAAGACGCUGCUGUACACUUUGGAAGCUUUUACGGCGUCCAAGGAAACGCCAAUAAAUCGCAACCCCGGGAAGUCCACAGUCUUCUAGAAUCUGCCAGUCCUUCCUAUGCAACAACGCCUAGAUUAGAAUUCACCAGACAGAUGGUUCAGAAGCUGGAACGAACAGCUGGCACAAAGGACUACGCGCGACAAGUGUCAGCUUUAUUAGAAGAGACGGUGGAACCGCCGCAUUUCAAGCUGCAUUCUCCACCAGUCGAGAAUUCAAUUCCCGACGGGAGACACAAUCCCACGGGAUAUCCUCUCUGGUACAAGGAUCCUUAUAAGAUGUCGUUUAACUCGGACGAGAUUUACAAACUUCUGAAGGAGGAAUACGAUAACGAUUCGAAGAACGCGAAAGACAUAUUCGAAGAGGAGAUUGUGGAGCACGAAUUUAACGAAGAAAUAAGCAACGACGAGCAAGCGGAAGAUGAAAACAUGCAAGAUAUCGGUGCUGAUCGUUUAACGGAGGAGGAAAAGUUAUUGUUAAACGUACUAUCUCACGAAUAUUCGUACACCGCCGAAGCGAAGGCCGCGAAUUCAAAAAAAAGCGACGAAAGUGUGACUGUUUCUGACAAUAGAGAUUAACUGAAGUAAAUCGUAGAAUUUCCCGUACAUUAACGAACCCGAUGUAAUUUCCACUCAACAAUAUUGAUGCUCGUUACUUCUCGUUCCUAUAUACUAUACGGGGAUACGGUAAUUAGUAUCGUGUUAUUAAUGACUCGACCAUUAUCAGAAUGUCUAUCCUGCGAUGUACAAUAUUCCGAGAUACACUUAAUUAGGAUCUCUGAUUAUUACUUUUUUAUGUUCCGUAUAAUUACACGUUACUAAAUUGCUGUGAAUCUAACGUUGCUUCUGAGUUUAUUAAUUACUAAAGUGAGGAUUUGCGAAAGGACGAGGAAAGCCGAUGAUGGAUUACCGGAAAUUCUGUUUGCCUCGUUUCCGUCUAUUUGUUGACCUUUUGAACUCAAAAUUCUCAUUCGACGAUAUACACUAAGCUUCCAAUAUCGGAAAGGUUCGAGAAAAAUUUCUGUGGUCAAUAUUGGAACGGUCGAGAUUUCGUACAAGCUAACGAACGAAAUAUCCGAUGUAGUUUCCCGUUUACCGAAAGAGGGUGGCAUUAUCCAUGGUGGAGUGUUCGCAUUGUUUUCGGUUCAGUGGAAAUGCAAGAGGGCGCAGGAUGGGGGUUGGGCUCUUAUCGAUUAUUCCGUCUACCACUGCAAAGACGCUUUUCAUGUAUCUUUAACGUGAUCGAAAAUUAGAUUUAUGUAUCAAAGAGUA